Molecule: messenger RNA, 1386 nt
Organism: Nicotiana tabacum (common tobacco)
Lineage: Eukaryota; Viridiplantae; Streptophyta; Magnoliopsida; Solanales; Solanaceae
Source: RefSeq, a predicted model, not a curated record
AAGAAAUAUAUGUACAACUCCACGGAACCUCCCAUCACUCCUUGCCCCUACUCCCUCAAGACGCAAAGAAUGUUCAAAACGAAGCUACAAGAGCUUUGCCACCAGUACGGGUGGAAUUUGCCAGAGUACGGGACAGAGAAAGAGGGACCUGAUCACAAUCCUCGUUUCACAGCCACUGUUACCGUCAAUGGAUUCUCCUUUGCGUCACCCAAGGACCAUUGCCGAUCCUCCAAAGAAGCCCAAAAUCUUGCUGCCCAUAUCGCCUUUGACCAUUUCACUUCCCCCAAAUCCGCCCAGGCCAUCUCACAUCACAACAUUCCUUCACCUUCACCUGCUGCUGCACUACCAAUCUCCUCUUCUUCUGGCGCUUCAACAUCAAGCAGUAAGGUGGAUGUUAGACCUCCAAAUAUGGAUAUUUUCCAGCAAAGACAGAAUAACGUUGGACAACCUUCUCGUGUCAAUGGAACUCCAUUGGCUGGUAGGGACGCUAAUACCUCGAAAGGGAUGCUUCAUCUAUACAAGAAUCGAUUACAACAGUAUGCCCAAAAGCAAAAUCUCACUUUACCCGUGUAUUCUUCUGAACUUGAUGGCCCUCCGCACGCCCAUCGGUUUAGGUCAAAAGUGACUAUUGAUGGAAAAACUUAUGAAACUCAGGAGUUCUUCUCUACAUUGAAGGAAGCUGAACAUGCAGCUGCAAAAGUUGCUUUUGAGUCAUUAGCGCUGAAUGACAUUCAGGAGGAUGAAGGUUUAUACAAGACACUUUUGCAAGAACUGGCUCAAAAAGAGGGUUUACUUUUUCCAGUUUAUGAUACAGCCAGAGCUGGCCCACCUCAUGCACCAACAUUCAGCUCAACGGUGGAAGUUGGAGGUGGGACAUUUGAAGGCCAAGAAGCUAAAACCAAGAAGCAAGCAGAGAUGAAUGCUGCAAAGGUUGCUUACAAUGCCCUUGUGAAACGUAAGGGUAGUCAAAUUGAUCUCCUUGAUGGUAAUUUGAAGAGUAUCUUAGGGGGGGUUGCAUCUUCUAGCUCGCAGUCAACUAUCAAAGAUAGUGCAAAGCACGCAAUCAGGGCAAAUGAAGUUGAAAACAAGGCUUGUAAUAGGAGGCAUACUGACGUGUCUGUUAAUAAAGACGGUCAACUAGGUGAAUCUCUUAAGGUCCUUCCAGCUAGUUCAGGAUGUGCUGCUACUGAUGUACCACAACCAGUUGUUCAGCAGAAAACCAAAUUGAUAAUUGAAGAACUAAAUCUGCAAAAAGAAGGUGCUUUCUGUAAUCUGAAACCCAUUGACAUCAUUUAUUUAACUCGAUUUUUUUACUUNGAUAUCCUUUGCUGGCACUCUUUAGCCCUAUGUCUCUUAUGGCUAGGAGGUUCAAAUUAUUGCUUUUGA